AUGGCAUGUUCGAAAAUAUUUUCAGGAGAUUUACCUGAACUAAUAUAUGAAAUCAUCAAAUAUUUUCAGAAUGAUUAUUCAACCUUAUAUUCAUGUGUCUUAGUUAAUAGGUUAUGGUGUCGUUUAGCGAUUCCAUUAUUAUGGGAAAAUCCAUUUUCAAUUCCAACCAAAAAUCAUAAUUUUAUUAUAAUUUACUUAUAUAAUUUGAAUGAUCGUUGCAAAAUAAUAUUAAAUGAAUAUCAAAUUAUUGAUAAUUUAUUACUUUCAAAUUCACUUUUCAAUUAUCCUAGUUUUUUAAAAUAUGUGAAUAUUGACAAGGUUAUUUCUUCAGUUGCGGAAUGGAUGCUUGAAGUUUCAAACACAAUAAAUAGAUAUUUUUUACAAGAUAAUUUUGAUAAAUUAGUUUGUAUAUUACUGUUUGAAAUGUUUAUUGAAAAUGAAGUAAGCUUACAUACCCUUGAAGUUGACACAAGCUUUUCUUGCAUCAAAUAUUAUGAUAUGAUUCUUGAGAUGAUUAUACGAAAUCCAAAUUUCAUUCACAAUGUUAGAAAUUUAAAACUUUCUAUUUUGAGUUCUAUUAAUGAUACGCUAAUUAAAAACCUUAUAUCACAAUUAAUUAAUUUACAAAAAAAUCUCAAAAAAAUAUCCUUUAGUUCUAAUACCCUUCCUUUAUAUCAAUCAUUAUUAUUAUCAAAAGAAUCUAAUUGUUCAAAUACCUUAAAUACAAUCAUUUUCCGUGAUAUCGAUUUUAGAGGUAUAAAUAAUUUAGAUAAAAUAUUUGAACAAUUAAAUGUUUUAGAAUCUGUUCAUGUCAUUUUUUGUUAUUCUUUAGAUAAUUUUAUUCAACAAAUUAUUAAUUUAACUAAACCAUUUAAAUUAAAAUCUUUAUCUAUAAAUGAGGUUUUACAAAUUGAAUUAUUACGAUUACUAUUGCAAAAAUCUGGUAAUUAUUUAGAAAAUGUUGAGUAUGGAAUUGAAAACAUUGUGGAUUUUAAACUGUCAUUAAAACAACUAUUUUUAAAGUUAAUUAUAAAAUAUUGUAAAAAUAUCAAGUUUCUUUAUGUGUAUAGAAUUGAAAGCAAUACUUCUACAAUCAUAUUCAGUUUAAUCGAAAAUAUUAAGCAAAAUCUUAAUUAUCUUUCAAUCCAUUUAUCGAAUUAUCAGGAUAGAAAUAGAAAUAACAAGUUAAAUUUAACAAUACUACAAAAUUUAGGAGCAAUACUUCCUCCUAAACUAGAAUAUUUAUGUUUUAGUUUUUAUAAUAUUAAAGCAGAUGAUUUUGAAGUAUUCUUAAAAAACUCUCAAGAUACUUUCUAUAAGACAUUGGUAAUUAAUAAUACAAAAGAAGCAUUUCGUAAUGGUAUUGAUAUUUUACCUUAUAUAAAAGAAUAUAUUAUGAAGAAGAAAAGAGUCAAAUAUUUGGCUAUUAGAUAUAUAUAUGUGUGUAAUAUUUUUGGAGAAAUUCAGGAAAUAGAUUUGUCUAAUUUGAAAGAUGAAGUGAAGGAAUUUGAGUUGUAUAAUAUUGAAGUUUUAAAUUAUAUUAUAUUAGCUACUGACAUUUAUAGAUUUGUAAAUAAGAUUGAUUAG
Messenger RNA from Rhizophagus irregularis DAOM 181602=DAOM 197198, 1587 nucleotides. RefSeq lists its product as uncharacterized. Lineage: Eukaryota; Fungi; Glomeromycota; Glomeromycetes; Glomerales; Glomeraceae. The record is from RefSeq and is a predicted model, not a curated record.